Eleginops maclovinus (Patagonian blennie) is the source of this 3633-nucleotide messenger RNA. It is a transcript of the gene cd58, whose product is annotated as CD58 molecule. Lineage: Eukaryota; Metazoa; Chordata; Actinopteri; Perciformes; Eleginopidae. The transcript is spliced from 11 exons. The record is from RefSeq and is a predicted model, not a curated record. Bases 227 to 2368 code for a protein of 713 amino acids.
UGCCAUUAUUCCUGUUUGUCAGCCUAAGUCCUAAAACACACCCCAAGGAUCACCUGUGCAGGUACUAAAUAGUUAAUUUUGAAGUCUGUCCUAACUUGUUCGAGUAAAAAUAACAAUCUGUGAACCUUUGGACUAACUGUAUCGGGAAAAAAAAAAAACCUGGAACUCCUGGCAGGGAAGAAGUGAAAGUAAAUGCUUCAGAAGGGGAUAUUUCUGCUCUUCUGAAAUGGCUCGUCGGUAUUUCCUGAGUUAUUUCUUCCUCACCUCAAUCCUAGUUGCAGGACAGUCUCCAAAGUAUGCCCUGCAAGGGGGGGAGGUCUCCUUAAAGUCAGACAUCACUGGACCCCCUGAUGGAAUUCUGUGGAAACAUAAAGGCAACAAAUUGAUAGAGUUUGAUGGCAAGGAGGAACAUGUUUACAAACCAUUUGAAAACAGGAUCACUCUUGACUGGUUCUCUGCAGAUAUCCACAUUGUUGACCUCAGGUUUGAAGACAGUGGAGAGUAUGAAUUGGAACUAGAAAUUAACAAAAAGUUGCAUCGCUCUUUUUAUAAAUUGGAAGUCAUUGACAAGGUCGCCACGCCCACCAUAUCCUGUGAGAUAAAGGAUGACAGCAGUGGUACCGUCUCUGGAAAGCUACUGUGCUCUGCAGAGCCCGGACAAAUUCAAUCCGGAAUGAAGUUUGAGUGGAGAUAUCAAGGAAGCGUGCAGCCUGGCCCAGAGUUCAAAAUACCUCUGGGGGGUAAACAUGAUGAGGAAGAGUACAGUUGUACAGUCAGCAACCCUGCGGGUAGUAACACAGCUACAUUCACUGCAUGGGAUUGCUAUCCAGUCAAAAGUUCAUCUGUAGGAAUGAUUACCGGUCUUGGCAUUUUCUUUGGUAUUCUGUUGGUUGGUCUCGGUAUAUUUUUGUUCUGCAAACUACGCCAAAAAGCAUGUUUUGCAAAAGAUGAUGCUGAAAAACAGUUACCACCUGUACCAAAAGCUGUUUCACAGGAAGAUGAUAAGAAAGCUCGACGUCACGAAAAACGUGCAUUGCUUCCUAACAGAGAAUCCACAAUCCGCUCCAAGCAGCCUCUUGGCAAUUUGAAUCAAGGUCGUAACACCGAUAUUCAAGAUGAUAUGCCAAAAAAAGGCGUAGUCAAAGAGCGCAGAAAAAUCUUUGAAAGAAAAGAUUCUUCACAGAUCUCGAGGGGUAUUAACUUUACCUUAUUGAUGGAAGUACAAAAAUUGCAUCCUCCUUCCCCUACACAUAGUGAGUCAGCUUCUUUUGCUGAUCUUAAUGAUCUUGGUGAUGAAGAUGCAGACCAGGCCAGUGAGCAUCUAGAGAGAAAAAACUCACAGGGCAAACUCAAAGACUCUGAGAAGGCCGAUCUAGACCCAGCUGGUGUGUCGGAGGUCCCAAGUGAGGAGACGCAUUCUGACCUGGAAUCCUCCAUUGUCCAUGAACAGACAGAAAAUAACACUGAAGAGCAUGCGAAAACUGAGUCUCCUACUUCCCCUCGGCAUAGUGAGUCAACUUCUUCUAUUGAUCAAAGUAAUGUUGGAGAUGAAGAUGCGGACCAGCAGAGAGGGAAUGCAGAGAAAACAGUCUCAGAGUCGGAUCCCUCAGACCCUGAGAAAGAAGAUCCAGACCCAGCUGAUAUGACUGGCGUCCGAUGUGAGGAGACGCAGUCCGACCCGAAAUCCUCCGUUGUUUCUGAACAGCCAGAGCCAGAGAAGAAAUAUGAUAAGGCUGAGGAAAUGCGGUCUGUUCCUGCCAGCGCUGAAACUUCAACUGUUGCUCAGCCACCUGAUAACACUACUACUGAACUCAACGAAGAUGCCAACUCUCAGGUCACUAAAGAAACUAAAGAGAAAAAUGUCAGACAGUCUGACUCAUCGGGUGAGGAGGAAAGAAAUGAAUCAGAUCACUCUACUGAAGACAAACAGUCACCCACCCUUCCAGAACACAAAGGUUUAGAAACAACACUACAUGAGAAAGAUUUAAAAGAGGCAGAAGAAGAAACACACACAAGCCAAGAUAACAAGCAAGAGCUCAGUGAAACAGUCAAACCGGUUUCUGGAGAUGUAAAUAAAACAGAAAGUAAAGGUGACUGUGAAGAAACAGAUAAGGAACAUUGCUCCCCGCAAUAUCAGAGCCCCACACCUAGCAACACCUUUCAAGAGUCUCCAGACACUGCAACAGCAGAGCCAGAUCAAAAAGAAGAAGAAGAAGUGGAGGUGAAAUGCCAUGACUCAGAUAAGUCUAAGAUGCAGUCAGAUAAUACUGAGGGUGAAGUUGUUAAAGAUAAACAUGAGGUCAAGUGUGGCCUUACAGAAGAAAAGCCUCGCAAUGAAAGCUUUAGUGAAGAUGGAAAGGAACAAUGAAGUUGUUGCGUUGGUAGAAUUCAAGACGGAAGUGGAUAAUAAAAGUGCAGGUGUAAACAUAACACAAUGAGAAGAAGAAGAAGAAGACAUACUUUAUUAAUCCCUUACAGAGAAUUUGCUUUGAGAUCUAUACAACCAUUUAAGGGCAGGGUGCAAUGACUAUUAUGGAAUGUAUAGAUAGUCUGACUGUAGACAAAUAUCUGCUGUGGUUUUGUAGAAACAAAUACAGCAGGAAAAGAAGCAGACAAUUACCAAGUGAAAAAAAGAGCGGUUCAUCUAAAGUAUGUCGCUUGCCUGUAUCGUUUUUUUAUGUAAAGUUAUACAAAAUAUCAAAAUGAAAUCUGUACCAUUAUCCUAUCAAAACAUUUUUUUUUUAAAUGCAGCAACAACAGAGAUAGCCAUCUCAUACACAGUGAGGCAGAGUCAGAGAGCUGGCAUGCUCCUGAAAUGACUUUGCAUUAUUUACAUUUUGUACUUUUAAAACUCGCACAUUGUUUCCUUCCUUUUAAGAUAACCUUACUUCUCUUAUUCAUUUUCAAGUUAUUUUUAAUUCCAUUCCAAAAGUGUUAGAUCAACAGCUGUAUAGUUAUUUCUGUUGUUUUAGUUGUUUGUCUUUUUAAAUGAUAUAAAGUAUCCAUUAAUAAUGCUACAUAAUAUGUAAAUAUUUAUGAAUCAAUCCAUCAUAAAUAAGAAUGUAUAACUCUAAUCAAUUUGACAGCACUAAUCUUGUAAAUGUCAUAUUUUGACCUUAACAUUUUAGUUUGUUGUGCAGUGACGUGUUGUCACAACAGAUAUUUGCCAUUUUAAAAAUCGUAAUGCGCUAAUGAAUGUGCUGUAGGAGAAUAAAAUCACCACAAGCUUUACAUAAUUUGUCUGAAUUCAUAAAGGACAAUAUAGGUGUUUACGAUACUGUAAGCAUAUAACAAUGGAAAAGUAUCCCACUUUUUAAAAUCUGUGGUCAAAAAGAUUCUACAUUGUCAUAGUCGUCUUUUCCUCCACGUAUUGAUAAUGUUUCAUAUAUACUUUAUUUGUAUUAAGACCAGCUUAUUACUGCUUAUAUUUGAAGUGUUUUGGUACGCAGCGUCUAUUUUACAAUAUUAAUGUUUAAUGAUUUAUAUGAUAUUUCAAUGCAAGUCACUGACAUUAUAGAUUUUGUAUAAUGUUUGUAUUACCUUUCUAACAAUGGAAUUUUUACUGAUGAUUUUACAAAUGUUUCUGUUUGUAAAGGCAUUUUCAUUUUAAAUAAAAGCUCAGAUUCUGCAGUU